AUGAAGCCAGACUGGUGGCCCGGAGAGGACCAUGAACAGUUCACUGACUGGGCCAUUGCUCAAGGGAUCCUCGUAAAUGGGGUCUAUCCAGCUCGAUUUCCAGGCCGCGGCUUAGGCAUGAUAGCCAUGCGGAGUAUCGAAGAAGGCGAAGCAAUUGUCACAGUGCCAUUGACAGCAAUGUUCACCCCCAAUUCAAUCCCCUCUUCAUUCACCAACAAGUUCCCAGACGAAGCACCCGUCCACGCACUAUACGCCGCAUUCUUCACCAACGGGGACCCCUCAGACCUACAGUCCUACGAACCCUGGCGAAAGACCUGGCCCACCCGUCAAGACUUCGAAGACGGCAUGCCACUUCUCUGGCCCUCAUCUCUCCGCGGACCCUCCAAGCAAGACAACUCCCCUGCCGCAAGAUCCUUCCUCCCGCCAUCAAUAUCCGGCUCGUGGACCAGCAUCGCCAAAGGAAAACAUGAAUGCGACUACGAAACCACGCACCAGAACCUGCUUGUUCAGCAGGAAUCACGACUCCAGAACGCCUGGGACGUCGUGGUGUCUGUCUUCCCUGAAACCGACUGGGAGAGAUUCUCGUAUCACUGGCUGAUUGUCAACACGAGGAGCUUUUUCUUUCUCAUGCCGGGCGACGAGGCGCCUGAGGAUCGGAACGAUGCGAUGGCGUUGCUUCCGUUUGCGGAUUAUUUUAAUCAUUCGGAUGUGGCUUGCAAUGUAAAAUUCGAUGGCCGGAACUAUGUCUUCCGUGCGGCGAAGCAUUAUGAUGAAGGAGAGGAGAUAUACAUGAGUUACGGGCCUCAUCCGAGUGAUUUUCUACUGACAGAAUACGGUUUCUUUCUUGACCAUAAUGACUCCGAAACACUGUAUCUGGACGAUAUCAUAUUCCGAGACCUUGACAAGACGCUGCAGGAGGAAUUGGAAUUUCAACAAUACUACGGAAAUUACCAAUUAACCGCAGAUGGUGUAUGCUAUCGUACCGAAAUCGCUGCUUGUAUGAAAUACAUGGCGGUUGAGGACUGGCGCAACUAUUCCCUUGGCUACUCUACCAAGGGCUUUGAUGCUCAAAAGUCAGAGGUUAUAAUCCGAGACUGGAUCAAGACGUAUGCUCACGAGGCAGACACGACGAUCACAUCAUUGGAGAACGUAAGGGUAGACCUCAAGGAUCAAGAAAAGGUCAAACUACUGCUGAAGCGGUGGAAACAAAUCCAAAUCCUCUGUGGCCAAGCCCUCGAGACAGUUUCGUGUUAG
Aspergillus affinis is the source of this 1254-nucleotide messenger RNA. RefSeq lists its product as uncharacterized. Gene Ontology annotation, biological process: peptidyl-lysine monomethylation. The transcript has 6 exons. Gene Ontology annotation, molecular function: protein binding; protein-lysine N-methyltransferase activity. The coding region runs from base 1 to 1254 and encodes 417 amino acids. NCBI's taxonomy places the organism in Eukaryota, Fungi, Ascomycota, Eurotiomycetes, Eurotiales, Aspergillaceae. The record is from RefSeq and is a predicted model, not a curated record.